CUAAACGUAUUUUGCUGACGUGAAGGCAAGGCAACAAGUACCCCUGGCCCAACUAUAAAUUGACUCUGUUGGGAUUGAAGACAGGCGCAGUCAAACCUCCCACUGGUUGGAGACAUCCGUCAUCCAUUCUGCAACACUGUUGUCUCACUCCUGCUUUCUUUCCCCAGCAAUCCAUCCUGGUUUUGAACAGAUCAAAUGUGGUGGUACAAAAUGGGUUCUUGCAAGGUCCCUUACAGUGUUCUUCUGCUUUGCUUUUUCGUUGGGAAUUUUUUUGUGCCUCAAUGUCUUGCUAUUGGAGUUGACGCCAACAAAACAGCAUUGCUGCUUGUAAAUGCUUCUGAAGCAUUGGGACGGCCAAUACCCAAAACACUUUUUGGAAUAUUUUUCGAGGAGAUCAACCAUGCUGGUGCUGGGGGGUUGUGGGCAGAGCUUGUGAGCAACAGAGGUUUUGAAGCUGGGGGCCCUAAUGUUCCCUCAAAUAUUGACCCCUGGUCUAUUAUUGGGGAUGAAUUUUCCCUUAUAGUAUCGACUGACCUCUCGUCAUGUUUUGAACGUAAUAAGGUUGCACUCCGAAUGGAGGUGCUAUGUGACAGUGAAGGUACUGCUAUCUGUCCAGCUGGGGGAGUUGGUGUUUAUAACCCAGGCUUUUGGGGCAUGAAUAUUCUGGAAGGAAAGACAUACAAAGUGCUUCUGUAUGUUCGUUCUUCAGGAGCAAUUAAUGUAUCUGUAUCAUUGAUGGGCUCAGACGGCUUGCAGACUCUAUCAACUGCUAACAUUAUAGCUUCUGCAUCUGAGGUCUCAAACUGGACAAAGAUGGAGGUCCUGUUGAAAGCCAAUGCCACAAAUCCUAAUUCUAGACUUCAAUUGACAACAACCAGGAAAGGAGUUAUUUGGUUUGACCAAGUGUCAGCUAUGCCCUUGGAUACAUACAAGGGACAUGGUUUCCGAAGUGAGCUUGUUGAAAUGCUGGCAGUUCUAAAACCUCGAUUUAUCAGAUUUCCAGGUGGCUGUUUUGUUGAAGGUGAAUGGUUAAGAAAUGCAUUUCGCUGGAAAGCAAGCAUUGGACCCUGGGAGGAGCGACCAGGGCAUUUUGGUGAUGUUUGGAUGUACUGGACGGAUGAUGGCCUUGGCUAUUUUGAGUUUCUCCAACUAGCAGAGGACCUAGGGACAUUGCCAAUAUGGGUGUUUAAUAAUGGAGUCAGUCAUAAUGAUCAAGUUGAUACUUCCAGUGUCAUUCCUUUUGUGCAAGAAGCCCUUGAUGGUAUUGAGUUUGCCAGAGGUGAUCCUAAUUCUACAUGGGGUUCUAUUCGAGCUGCAAUGGGACACCCAGAACCCUUUGACUUGAGAUAUGUUGCUAUAGGGAAUGAGGAUUGUGGGAAAAAGAAUUACCGAGGAAAUUACCUCAAGUUCUAUAGUGCCAUAAACAAGACCUAUCCAGAUAUCAAAAUGAUCUCAAAUUGUGAUGGGUCUUCUCAACCAUUGGAUCAUCCAGCCCACUUUUAUGAUUUUCAUGUUUAUACGUCUGCCAACAACUUGUUUACUAUGGCUAAUCAGUUUGAUCAUACAUCACGUGAAGGUCCAAAGGCUUUUGUAAGUGAGUAUGCUGUAACUGGGAAAGAUGCUGGCAAGGGAAGUCUUUUAGCAGCACUGGCUGAGGCUGCAUUCCUUAUUGGGAUUGAAAAGAACAGUGAUGUAGUUGAAAUGGCAAGCUAUGCUCCACUUUUUGUGAAUGCCAAUGACAGGCGGUGGAACCCAGAUGCAAUUGUCUUUGAUUCUUCACAGCAGUAUGGAACACCAAGCUACUGGGUGCAAAGUUUUUUCGCAGAGUCGAGUGGAGCAACUGUUCUUCAUACAACACUCAAUUCAAAUACAUCUCUUAUUGCAUCUGCAAUUACUUGGAAAGACUCAGAUGCUGACAAGACUUACCUAAAAAUAAAGGUCGUGAACUUUGGAAGUGACCAAGUUAAUCUCACGAUUAGCGUGGAUGGAUUGGAGCACAACUCAAUACAGUUAUCUGGGUCAACAAAGUCUGUACUCACCUCUGGUAAUCUCAUGGAUGAGAACUCCUUCAAGGAGCCAACAAAGGUCAAGCCGGCCUUCACCAUGCUCGAAAAUGCUGGCAAGGACAUGGAUGUCAUACUUCCUCCACACUCUUUCACUUCAUUUGAUUUGUUAACGGAAUCCAGCGACCUCAGGACCAUGGCUACUGAUACUUUCUCCAGAUCGUCUUACUAAAAUAUUUAACUGAUGAAUUAGAAAGUUUAAUCUUAAGAAGUAAACUAAUAACUCAACUAAAGAUGGCAUCAUCCAUGCAUGCCAACUAUUCAGUUGGAGACUAUCUUGCUGUAAAAAAAUAAUAUCUUAAAAAAAUAAUAUCGUACUUCUUGCUA
This is a messenger RNA of Carya illinoinensis, 2390 nucleotides long. Its product is annotated as alpha-L-arabinofuranosidase 1-like. Lineage: Eukaryota; Viridiplantae; Streptophyta; Magnoliopsida; Fagales; Juglandaceae. The record is from RefSeq and is a predicted model, not a curated record. Gene Ontology annotation, molecular function: alpha-L-arabinofuranosidase activity. The transcript has 18 exons. Bases 196 to 2235 code for a protein of 679 amino acids. Gene Ontology annotation, biological process: L-arabinose metabolic process.